Sinocyclocheilus anshuiensis is the source of this 3646-nucleotide messenger RNA. RefSeq names its product matrix metalloproteinase-16-like. NCBI's taxonomy places the organism in Eukaryota, Metazoa, Chordata, Actinopteri, Cypriniformes, Cyprinidae. Gene Ontology annotation, cellular component: plasma membrane; extracellular matrix. The record is from RefSeq and is a predicted model, not a curated record. The transcript has 11 exons. Gene Ontology annotation, biological process: collagen catabolic process; skeletal system development; proteolysis. The coding region runs from base 323 to 1948 and encodes 541 amino acids. Gene Ontology annotation, molecular function: metalloendopeptidase activity; zinc ion binding.
UUGAAAACUCGCAGUCCAUCGCGCUCAGCAGAAGAGGAGCAGCACAACUAAAUGUGACUUAUCUGAGCAUCAUCAUCAUCAUCACAUCUGCGCCUCCGGGAGACAAAGAAGAGACGAACUCUGAAAGCGCAAACAACGCGACCAGAGCCCCCCGGAGUGAUAUGAUAUCUUCAUUAUUAUUAUAUCUCUCGACGUGACGACUGUUUGUCUGCCUCUAAUGUUUCCAACCCACUGAGACCAGGGGGAUUUAUUCCUUCUUUUGUUCUUUGCUUUUUUAUUGACUAUUAAUAAAAGCAGCCAAAACGAAUAAAUACGGGUCAUUAUGGUUUUGUUAACACUGCAUAAUAGAAGAGGGUUGAAUUGCUUGUGCGCGCAGUUCUUGCUGUGGAUUUUAUGUGCUGUGGACGGUGAGGAGCAGCAAUUCAGUGUGGAGGCUUGGCUGCAGAGGUAUGGCUACCUCCCUCCCACAGACCCCAGAAUGUCCGUCCUGCGGUCAGAACAGACCAUGCAUUCUGCUAUCGCUGCCAUGCAGCGUCUCUACGGCCUUAACGUCACCGGUGAACUGGAUAAGAACACCAUUGACUGGAUGAAGAAGCCACGAUGUGGGGUGCCAGACCAGUUCGGCGGUGCCUCGAAAUUUAGCGUCCGAAAAAGACGUUACGCCCUCACAGGGCAGAAAUGGCAACAUAAACAUAUCACAUACAGCUCUCUGAAGUCUCACGUGAGCCGACACUUCCACUCUCUGAUUGUGGACAUCCUCUCUACCUCUUCUCCGUCUCGCUGUCUUGUCAGGGAGUUCAGCUGGAACGACCUCUUCCUGGUGGCGGUACAUGAGCUGGGUCACGCGCUAGGCCUGGAGCACUCCAACGACCCCACUGCCAUCAUGGCCCCCUUCUACCAGUACAUGGACACAGAGAACUUCAGACUGCCACAUGACGAUCUGCAGGGCAUCCAGAAGAUCUACGGACCUCCAGAUAAACUUCUCCAGCCCACGAGACCUCUACCGACGGUUCCACUGGCCCGCUCGCACCCUCCCGCAGAUCCACGCAAAAACGACAGGCAGACGCGACCCCCGCGAAUACCGACCGGCGACAAACCAAUGCACCCCAACGCCAAGCCAGACAUCUGUGACGGCGGCUUCAACACGCUAGCCAUCCUCAGGAGGGAGAUGUUUGUCUUCAAAGACCACUGGUUUUGGAGGGUCAGAGAUAACGCCGUGAUGCCCGGUUACCCCAUGCUCAUCAAUGUCUUCUGGAGAGGUCUGCCACCCAAGAUCGACGCCGUCUAUGAGAACAGCAAGGGCAAAUUUGUGUUCUUCAAAGGCAAGCAGUUCUGGGUGUUCAAGGACACAAUGCUACAGCCUGGCUACCCGCAGGACAUCUCAAUGUUUGGAAACGGCAUGCCAGCGCAGAGUAUAGAGACAGCCGUCUGGUGGGAGGACGUGGCCAAGACCUACUUCUUCAAAGGAGAUAGGUAUUGGAUAUAUUACUUUUUUUUUUUUCUUUACCCUGUCUCUGCACGUUACCCAAAAGGCCUCUGUGGGCGAGACAGAGUCAAGAAAAUUGACCCUAAUUAUGUGUCAUCAUGGCCAGCCGAUCAUGGGGAGAUGGGAAAGGAUAGUUUCACUUACUUCUACAAGGACAAAGAGUACUGGAAGUUCAACAACCACAGGCUGCGGGUGGAGCCCGGCUACCCUCGCUCCAUCCUCAAAGACUUCAUGGGAUGCGACCUCAUGCCCAUCGACCCCGACAUGCUGCCGACGGAGGACGAGGACGUGGUGAUUAAACUGGACAACGAAGCCAGCACGGUCAAAGCCAUCGCCAUCGUCAUUCCCUGCGUCCUGGCGCUCUGCCUGCUGGUGUUGAUCUACACCGUCUUUCAGUUCAAGAGGAAGGGGACGCCCCGACACAUACUGUACUGCAAACGCUCCAUGCAGGAGUGGGUGUGAGUCACACGGCCACAAGACACGGUGGCGUAAACACCCUAAACUUGCGGACUUUGGCUCUCGACCUGCGUCUCGCUCAAGGAGAACAGCGAGGGCCUUUGCUUUGAUUCCCCCCUCCAAGAGACGAGGGGUGCAUUUCCCUCCAAAACUCCCUUCUCUUGUCCCAUUGGCCCCGGUGCACCCGCUGUAGGACUUGCGAGAGGCUUGCGGGAUUGCAAGGAUCCCAUGGUGCAUUGCACCAUCCAGUGCCACCGUUUGACGUGGAAAUCGCUGAUUGCUAUACCUUUAGGUUUUACAAGUGCACGCUGAAAACAUGAAAAAAUGUUGCGGUUUUUUUUACUUUCCGGAUUUUCGUUUGACUCCAAUCUAUUUAUUUUCGAACCGAAAUAUUUACGAUUACCUUUAAAGCAUCCCAAACCAAAUAAAGACUCCAAAGAGGAUCUUUUUUCUUCUUUUUACGAUUUUUUUAUUAUUAUUAUUAUUAUUAUUCCCUCCCUGCUCUAAAUAUUUUGUAGUGAUAUGUAAGUGGGGGAAGUUUUGACUGUUGUGGCAGUCUGUCUCAAAAACAGGGGCCAAAAUAUUCUGCAAUAUUUUUAAUAGCCUUAAUUAUGGAUUGUGUUGUUGCUUUUGUUUCCGUUUAUUCGUUUGUUUUUAAGCACCGCUUCGUUUGUCCUGUCGGAUCGGCAGUGCAGUAUUGCUUUGCUCCCUUUGAGAUCGAUUUGAGACCUCAUUUUUGCCAGGGGCCGCACUGGAACGGGGCGGGACUCCUUAACCUCUGCCUAACAUAUCAGUCAAAACAGAGGGAAGACCAAGCCACUGCAACGACAAAUACUUUAUCGCGUUUUUUUCCGUCCGACGGUAGAAUUGCAACGCAAAGGAAGUGCUUGAACCGUUUAUCGUGCUUAACGCUCACUCGUUUGGUCGUGUUUACACGGACAGAGAUUUGAGAAUUUGUUUCUUCCCUUUUUCCGAAAGGUUGCUGUUCGAGACAGAGCAUGUCAUCUCCUUCGGACUGCCUUGUUUUUAGGUCUGGAUGGGAUUAGAGAACCUUGACGUUUGAACCAGAACCACCAGAGCAACUCAGGACAGCGCUUGAUUCAAAGUGUAUGCAAGCCUUCACAUCCAGUCCUGUGUCUUUAUUAUCAACCGAGAAGAAAAUCAAGGAUAUAUCAUGUAACGUUUCAUCAUUGCUUGUGAUCGGAAGUUUCUGCGAAAGGAUCGAACGAUUUUUUUUUACGGAGUCAGAACUUUCGGUUCAGUUCAUGUCUUGCAGUCUGACUCUAGAUCGGUCCUUUGCAUCGAACGGAUGUUUGAACAUACAGUUAUUUGCUUGCAUUAGCAUUUUUUUUAUGUUUGUUUUUCUUUUCUUUUUUGGUACAUUUGAAAUCAAAUGGUCUUAACCUCAACUUUAAAGUGGUACUUAAAGUGCUAAGCUGUCAUCUGACGUUUCUUUAGAUGCGAGAAAAACAAAAAACAUACGUGAUCUAAAAGAAACCAUAUGCGUCUUUCUGGCAAGCAGUGUUUGAAUGUGUGUCUGUAUUGAUGCUAGAUUUUUCUUUCUUCUUUCUUUUUUCCUUUUUCAUUGUUUUAAGAAAAAAAAGAAAAAAAAAUGGGACAUUCUUCAAAUUCAUGUACUUCAUGACUCGGUUUGGGAUGAACUGUCCCGACAGACUUAAUAAAUUAAUCAGUAUAUGAUUAAAA